CUUUAACCUGAGAGAUCAGUGAGUUCGCGGUUGUGUAAAACUACUAAUCUCUCACCAACCUGAUCUACAGGAGUCAUCACAGACAGCUCCUGAGACAGCAGGAAUUAUCAGUGGUUCACGUGAUCACCGACCCGCAGUCUCUUCUUCACUCAAAUCACUCGAGUUUGAAAGUGACUCACAGAAAUAAGGACCCAGAUCAGCGACGAGUCAGUGGAGGUCAAACUGAUCAGAUCCAUCAUGGAUGAAACACAAACAUCAGGAGAUGAAGAUUUUUCUACAGGAUGCAGAUCAGUUCGUCAGAAGAGAUCAGAAGCAGAGUCCAGCUGUGUGUCUAUGAGGAGCGACUGGUCUAUGAAUCCACCAAUAAUGUUUAACAGUGGAAAUUCAUGGCCUGAUCCCAGAUCAGUUGAUCAGAAGAGAUCAUAUCCAGAGUCCAGCUGUGUGUCUAUGAAGAGUGACUGGUCUAUGAAUCCACCAAUAAUGUUUAACAGUGGAGAUUCACGGCCUGAUCUCAGUCCAGUUCAUCAGAAGAGAUCAGAACCAGAGUCCAGCUGUUCAUCUAUGAAGAGUCACACGUCUACGGUUUGGCGAGGACACUUCAAGACUAGAGAUACACAGUCUGGUCUCAGCAAUGAGGUCCUCAACACAUUUAGAUCAAAUCUGAAAAGGAAGUUUGAGCAUCUGUAUGAGGGAACAGCGACACAGGGAAACCCAACACUGCUGAAUGAGAUCUACACAGAGCUCUACAUCACAGAGAGUGAGAGUGGAGAGAUCAGUAAUGAACAUGAGGUGAGACAGAUUGAGACACAAUCCAGGAGAACAGCAACAGAGGACACAGCCAUCAAAUGCAAUGACAUCUUUAGACCUUUACCUGGACAAGACAAAGCCAUCAGAACUGUGCUGACAAAGGGAGUCGCUGGCAUCGGAAAAACAGUCUCUGUGCAGAAGUUCAUCCUGGACUGGGCUGAAGGGAAAGAGAAUCAGGACGUCCAGCUCAUAUUUCCACUUCCUUUCAGAGAAAUCAACUUGAUGAAGGACAAAACACUCAGUCUUUCAGAUCUUCUUCAUGUCUUUUUCCCUGAAACUAAAGAAAUGGAAAUAUUCAGUGAUGAAUAUAAAGUGUUGUUCAUCUUUGAUGGUCUGGAUGAGUGUCGUCUGUCUCUGGAUUUUAAGAGUAAAGUGAAACUGUGUAAUAUAUCUGAAUCAGCCUCAGUGGACGUGCUGCUGAUGAACCUGAUUGUGGGGAAUCUGCUUCCCUCUGCUCUCAUCUGGAUCACCUCCAGACCAGCAGCAGCUGAUCUCGUCCCCUCUGAGUGUGUCCAUCGAGUGACAGAGGUACGAGGCUUCAAUGAGCCACAGAAGGAGGAAUACUUCAGGAAGAGAAUCAGAGAUCAGAGUCUGGCCGACAGGAUCAUCUCACAUCUUAAGUCAUCAAGGAGUCUCUACAUCAUGUGCCACAUCCCAGUGUUCUGCUGGAUCUCAGCCGCUGUUCUAGAGAAGAUGUUGAGUCGAGCAGAGAGUGGAGAGAUUCCCAAGACUCUCACUCAAAUGUACACACACUUCCUGAUCCUUCAGACCAACAUCAAACAUGAGAAGGACUAUGAGAAGAAGGUGACAGAUAAAGACAUGAUCCUCAAACUGGGGAAACUGGCUUUCCAGCAGCUUGUGAAAGGAAACCUGAUCUUCUAUGAGGAAGAUCUGAGAGAGUGUGGCAUUGAUGUGACAGAAGCAUCAGUGUACUCAGGAUUGUGCACUCAGAUCUUCAGAGAGGAGUUUGGCUUGUAUCAGGGGAAAGUCUUCAGCUUUGUUCAUCUGAGCAUUCAGGAACAUCUAGCAGCUCUAUAUGUGCACCUCUCCUUUACAGUCCAAAAGAGAAAUGUAUUUGACAAAACCAAAGACAGUCAUCUGUCUAAGUUUUCACACUGGAUAAAGUCAUUGUCUGAGCUGCAUCAGAGAGCUGUGGACGAGGCUUUACAGAGUAAGAAUGGACAUCUGGAUCUUUUCCUGCGUUUUCUUCUGGGUCUCUCACUGGAGUCCAAUCAGACUCUCUUACAAAAACUACUGACACAGAGAGAAAUCUGCUCCUUCAACAAAAAGGAAACAAUUGACUACAUCAAACAGAAGAUCGGAGAGAAUCUCUCUCCAGAGAAAUUCAUCAAUCUGUUUCACUGUCUGAAUGAACUGGGUGAUGAUUCACUGAUGCAGGAGAUCCAACAUUAUCUGAAAUCUGGAGAAAUAAGAGAAACCAAACUCUCGUCUUCACAGUGGUCAGCUCUGGUUUAUGUGUUGCUGACGUCAGAGCAGAAGAUGGAUGUGUUUGAUCUGAAACAGUUUAUUGGAUCACAACAUACAGCAGAUGAAGUUCUUCAGUAUCUGUUACCUGUGGUUAAAGAAUCCAGAUCAGUUCGGUAAGUGACACUGAAAACAAUCACUACAUUUUAAAAACAUGAUCACAUUUAUGAUUUUAGUAUGUACUUUCUUAUUAGAGCAACAAAAUGGGGAAAAACUUACAGAAUCACAUUUCUGUCAGUGAACAGGAGAAAUGUGUGAGACACUUAAUAAAGCAGCUGAGGUUUUGUGUGUGUGUGUGUGAGCUGAUGAUUGUAGAGCUCAGUGUCAAAGAUGAGGAUGAAGGAUUGAAUGUGAGGAGAAUCAAAACUGACAGCUAAUAGAUUUGGACCGCUGCUCCUCUAAUAGUGUUUAAAUUGAUGUUUUACUGUCUGUGUGAAUUGUUUGAAAAUGUUCACAUUUCCAGUGUUUCCCCUACUAUUAUAUUAGGGGGGCGCCCCCCU
Molecule: messenger RNA, 2792 nt
Organism: Labeo rohita (rohu)
Lineage: Eukaryota; Metazoa; Chordata; Actinopteri; Cypriniformes; Cyprinidae
Product: protein NLRC3
Exons: 6
Coding region: 238-2412 (724 amino acids)
Source: RefSeq, a predicted model, not a curated record